Messenger RNA from Chenopodium quinoa (quinoa), 1506 nucleotides. RefSeq lists its product as uncharacterized. The record is from RefSeq and is a predicted model, not a curated record. Bases 1 to 1506 code for a protein of 501 amino acids. The transcript is spliced from 3 exons. NCBI's taxonomy places the organism in Eukaryota, Viridiplantae, Streptophyta, Magnoliopsida, Caryophyllales, Amaranthaceae.
AUGUUCAACAUAGAUGAUAACAAAUCGCAUGGCCCUGAUUGUUUCUCUUCAACUUUCUUUAAGUCUCACUGGCAAGUGGUGGGCUCUUCGGUGGUUACUGCGGUGCAGUUUUUCUUUGCUCAUGGUUAUAUUCUGAAAGAGUGGAAUUGUACUUUUCUGAAUUUCCAGAAUGCUUUUGUUCCGGAGAGGCUUUUAUCCGACAAUGGCUUAAUAGCUCACGAGCUUCUUGCUUUUAUGAAUGCUUCGACAGCUAGAAAACACUUUUAUGCAGCUUUUAAGUUGAACAUGAACAAGGCUUAUGACCGUGUUCGUUGGGAUUUCUUAUUCCGGGUUUUGCGGUUGUUUGGUUUUCCUUCAUAUUGGAUUCACAUUAUUCAACAAUGUGUUUCCACAAUGUCGUAUCAGGUUUUGGUCAAUGGGAAUCCUUCGCCGAGCUUCAAGCCUCAAUGUGGUCUUCGACAAGGCGAUCCUCUUUCUUCAUAUUUGUUUGUUCUUUGUAUGGAUGUUCUUCCUAUUAUGUUGCAUAAGGAGGAGGAGCAAGCACUUUUUCAGGGGAUUCGUAUCUCCCGAGGAGCUCCUUCCAUCUCACACUUGUUCUUUGCAGAUGAUUCGUUGUUGUUUUUUCAGGUUUCUCCUUCGGCUUAUGGUCGGGUUCUAGAUUUGUUGCAGGAGUUUUAUGCUAUGUCUAGUCAAAUGAUUAAUUUGCAGAUGUCUUUUGUCAAGUUUAGUCCAAAUACUCCCUCUGACUACCGAGAUCAUCUAGCUAGCUGCUUACGUCUUCGAAGCACUGAAAAUCAAGGAUCCUAUCUCGGUUUUCUAGUAGAUUUGGGACGUAAAAAGGUUUCUGAUUUUCAAUUUCUGGUGGACAAGAUUGGCAUGGACACUAUUGCCAAGGGUAUUGCUUGGAAAGUUGGCUCUGGCUCUCAGGUUCGCAUAGUUGAAGAUGAUUGGGCUCCAAGGGGACCAGUACAAUUCAAACAUUCUUACGAUGGGUCAGAUGUUCCGACUUAUGUUUCCUCUAUUAUUAAUCUGCGUUCUUACGCGUGGGAUCCUUCACUGGUUCACCGGUUCUUUGUUAACAUGAUGGCAUUCCGGAUUCUUUCAGCAAAACGCCUUUUAAAGCCGAUGGAUGACUUUUUGUAUUGGAAGUUUACUCGGGAUGGCCAAUUUUCAACCAAGUCUGCCUACGCUAUGUUAGCCCGUCAAGUAGCGGCUUCGAGUAUCAAUGGGCAGGCUUCUAAUUCAUGGUGGAAGAUUUUCUGGGGUUUACCACUUCUUCCGAAGCUGAAGGUUUUUUGUUGGAAGAUGAUUCGCAAUGCUUUGCCGCUUUUGGAUUGUCUCUAUCGGCGUGGUUUACCUAUCAAUCCAACGUGUGUGUUCUGUCAUAGGGAACCAGAAACGUCGUCUCAUCUCUUUCGGGACUGUGCUUUCGCUAGUACCUUCUUGGUUUCUCGACCCUCAGGCUCGAUUGGUAGUACUUUGGGUUUUCCGCCGUUUGAGGUUUAG